Molecule: messenger RNA, 1344 nt
Organism: Pestalotiopsis fici W106-1
Lineage: Eukaryota; Fungi; Ascomycota; Sordariomycetes; Amphisphaeriales; Sporocadaceae
Exons: 3
Coding region: 1-1344 (447 amino acids)
Molecular function (GO): ATP-dependent chromatin remodeler activity; ATP binding
Source: RefSeq, a predicted model, not a curated record
AUGUGCAAGAAGUUUUGCGAGGUCUUGCGCAACGAGGAACAUUUACCCAAGUACCUCGACGGCUUCCCAGAACUGCAAAGCAUUGUCGUAUAUGAGCAAAUAGGCAACAUGCUCGCACAGCCGUUUAACAGAUACUCUUGGUCUGGACCGACUUGCAUCGAUCCACCCAAGAAUAUCGCAGACUACAAUGGCUUCCGCCACAGGUGCCUAGGCCAGUUCUUUACCACACCGUUGGCCGGUUUCAUGACAGACGAUACGGCCGACGCAGAAGAUUGUGAGGAUAACGGCCCAGAUGUCGAUGAUGAGGAUGACGGCGAGGAUCCUCUUGGCGCCAAGAAGAAAACUAAAUCCACUCAUACUUGGUAUACCCUAUACUUGUGCCCCAUUGAGAAUUUGAGUUUUGGUCGGGUCAUCUGUGAUGAGGCACACCACAUCAGAAACGCAAAUAACGCGUACAGUCGCCUCAUUGGCCUCAUCCCCCGAGAGACUGUCCUUUUAAUGACGGCAACCCCAACACUCAACCGUCUCAAGGAUAUUGCUGGCGUGUUGAACCAAGUUUGGAAGACAUCCAAACUCUGCAUGGUGGAUGAUGCCAGGGCAAGGUUGAUGAGAGACGACUUUGACAUUCAAGCUGUCAAGCAUACCCAAGAUUCCAGCGACCCGACCAAAGCCUUCUCGCCCUUUGUAGAGGGUACCGCACCUGAGGAGAUUGAGGCACUCGCACCAGACAUGGAGAACAGAACUCCAACCUCUGAUUGGGUCUACCAACAAGCAACCAAGUGCGUGCAGUUUCGGCGCACCAUGCGAGAUGGUGUCAAGGUCGUUUUUCCUGGCGCCGAUGGUGAGGAGCCCGAGGAGAAAAUCUUCUACCCGGGACAAAAUGUCCCUCCUCACGAGAUCAUUAUGGAGGAAUUGGGAUUCAAAGGUCGCACAGGCGAUCAGGUCACACAAAUGACCAGAAUGACCAAUGCACUGCUGUCAAAGCUCAACACAGCGGGAGGUGCUCCAGAGCCUACCCUCCCCGACACUUCAGAUGCUGCGGCCCUAGCAGUACCGGCAGAGGCAGAUGGAAGGGUCGAUAUCACCAUCCACAGGCUCCUCUUGUUGACCUCUUUCGACCUCCAUGUGGCAGACAUAUUUAAUGCCGAAGAUGCCAUUUCUCAGGGCCUAGACCUUGGAGAACUACGCAGAGCGAUGGGCAAAAAGGCCUCAAAACCCUAUGCUGGCCCCCAAAGCACGGUUGAGUCUGAAGGCCUGGCCAGGUUAGGCUGGCAAUAUUUAAGGAAGAGGCCGCCCCAAGUUUCAUCGGAUUACUCGUCUAAGGGCCGUUAUCCAGAUAGUUAG